UCCGUGGUGAAGCGAGGGAGUAAAGUUCAGGUCGUUCAGGAGGAGAGAGAGAUCACCGUGCUGCCGCAGAGGAAGACAGACGAUCUGGACGACCCUGCUGAGAUGAAGAUGGCGUCGGACUCGUCCUCCUGCUGCUCGCCCUGCGUCCGGCUGAAGGACACGUGUCCUCGUCCUCAGGGACUCUUCAGCCUGACGGUCACUAAAGUGUGUCUGUUCGCCCUGCUGUUCGGAGUCGUCUGGUCCAUCACAGGAAGUGAGUGUUUACCUGGGGGGAACCUGUUCGGCAUCGUCAUCCUCUUCAUCUGCUCCGUGCUCGGAGGGAAACUGGUGGGAAUGAUCCAACUGCCCACGCUGCCCCCCUUCCCCCCACUACUUGGUAUGCUGUUAGCAGGUCUGGUUCUGCGUAACGUUCCCUACAUAACGGACGCCGUCUUCAUCAACACUCACUGGUCUUCAGCUCUGAGGAACAUCGCCCUGUCAAUCAUCCUGACCAGAGCCGGGCUGGGCCUCGACCCCUCGGCGUUGAGUCGUCUGAAGGCGGUGUGUGUGCGUGUUGCGAUCGGACCAUGCGUGGUAGAGGCCUGCAUCGUUGCCGUGGUUUCUCACUUCCUGCUGGGUCUGCCCUGGGUCUGGGGCUUCAUCCUGGGCUUCGUCCUGGCUGCUGUGUCUCCGGCGGUCGUCGUCCCCUCGAUGCUGCUCCUGCAGAGAGAGGGCUUCGGGGUGGAGAAGGGGAUACCCACUCUGCUGAUGGCUGCUGGGAGUUUUGAUGAUAUUUUGGCCAUAACAGGGUUCUCUACCUGUCUGGGAAUCGCCUUCUCUACAGGUUCUACGUGGAUGAACAUACUGAAGGGUCUCCUGGAGGUGGUGGGCGGAGUCAUAGCCGGGCUGAUCCUGGGUCUGUUCUUAUGCUGCUUCCCCAGCAAAGACCAGGAGGACCUGGUGUUGACGAGGACUCUUAUGCUGUUGGGUCUGUCCGUGUUUUCGGUCUUUUUCAGUCAUGUUAUUGGCUUUGCCGGAGCUGGUGGCCUCUGUACGCUGGUGCUGGCCUUCCUGGCUGCUCUCGGCUGGAAAACCGACAAGGCCCCGGUGGCAGCCAUGGUGGGUCGGUCAUGGGAUGUGUUCCAGCCUCUUCUGUUUGGUCUGAUUGGAGCAGAGAUCACCAUAGCAACCCUCAGCCCCAGCACCGUGGGUCUGGGUCUGGCCUGUAUCGGCACCGGUCUGGUGAUCCGUCUGCUCGUCACCUUCCUGCUGGUUCAUUUUGGAGGAUUCAACCUGAAGGAGAAACUCUUCAUCGCUGUGGCCUGGCUGCCUAAAGCCACCGUACAGGCUGCCAUCGGCUCGAAGGCGUUGGACAUGGCGAGGGAGGAGGGGGACGAGGCCUUAAUAAAGUUCGGGUUGGAUGUGCUAACGUUAGCCGUGUUAGCCAUUCUGACCACAGCUCCCAUCGGAGCGCUGGGUAUCGGACUGGCAGGGCCCCGCCUCCUGGCCCGGCAGGUCAAAGCAGAUGAAACAGAAGGUGGAACCACGCCUCCAAGCAGCAACGGGAUUGGUCAAGAAAAAGACAACGUGACCCUUGAGAGCAAGCUAUGAGGCCUCUGAUUGGACAAACUUAAGCACUCCUUACGUACACUCUUUAGAUCACAAACUGUAUGUAGCCUCAAACAAUUUAUAUAUAUAUAUAUCGCUGUAUGUUUCUUUCAUGCUAUGACAUGCUAAUACUAGCUUUUUGCUAGCUACUGUCACUAACCACGUGAUCAACUGUUGUUCUCUGGUGCACGACAGGACGAUUAAUACGAUUGAUUUCAUUUGAUCGUACGAUUACAGAACUCCUUUAUAACAGUUUAAAGUUAGAUACAAGAGUUAUAUUUAAAGUUAUUGUUUAUGAAAAUCAUAUUCCAAAAGUUUUGAGUAAGUAAAAAACUUUGAAACUUGAGAUGUUUAUAUUAUUAGUUUAUAAAAAGGUCAAAAUUAAGAUUUAGUAAUUCAACUAUUACUAUUACCAUCCAAAUUACAAUAUGUACUAUAUAAACAAUGAUUAUCAUAAUUUACUGUUAAUAUUAAAACAUGGCGAUAUAUGAAGUUAAACAUUUGAAUUUUGACUCAAAGUUUGGACGAGUAUUGUUAUUUUUAUUAUUCCUUACAUUACAUGUUAUUUUCUUGGUUUCCAUAAAGAAAUAUGAGAUCACAUUAAAAAUAUGAGGACACGG
Seriola aureovittata is the source of this 2207-nucleotide messenger RNA. Its product is annotated as sodium/hydrogen exchanger 9B2. The record is from RefSeq and is a predicted model, not a curated record. NCBI's taxonomy places the organism in Eukaryota, Metazoa, Chordata, Actinopteri, Carangiformes, Carangidae. The coding region runs from base 103 to 1590 and encodes 495 amino acids. The transcript has 13 exons. Gene Ontology annotation, biological process: proton transmembrane transport. Gene Ontology annotation, molecular function: antiporter activity. Gene Ontology annotation, cellular component: membrane.